Gasterosteus aculeatus aculeatus (three-spined stickleback) is the source of this 4066-nucleotide messenger RNA. It is a transcript of the gene clcn1b, whose product is annotated as chloride channel, voltage-sensitive 1b. Gene Ontology annotation, biological process: chloride transport; transmembrane transport. The record is from RefSeq and is a predicted model, not a curated record. Gene Ontology annotation, molecular function: voltage-gated chloride channel activity. NCBI's taxonomy places the organism in Eukaryota, Metazoa, Chordata, Actinopteri, Perciformes, Gasterosteidae. Gene Ontology annotation, cellular component: plasma membrane.
CAAACCUCACCACCCCUGUCCAAGGGAGAACAGUCCAUCCACAACACACACGCACAAACACACAAACGCACACCCCUAAUGGCCGUCUGGCAGAGCGGCCGCUGCUGGCAACGAGUUGUGUGUGUGUGUGUGUGUGUGUGUGUGUGUCUAUUAGGCGUCUGAUAAAGGACAGCGCAGCGGCCGUCCCGCCUCAUCAGAUGGUUUUGUUCUGAUCUCUGUCUGAGGAUCGGCUGGAUGGGCUCCUCUGGAUCAUCAGGCUGGGGAGGAGAACAACCGCGCUGGGGAAGGAGGGCACCUGCUUCUUUUCUUUGUUUUGGACUUUUGACUUUUACUCCGAAACGAGUUUGUUUUGCGAAUGAGUUCACAGGAGGCGAAGAACCUUAGAUGUUUGAGUUUGUUGUGACGUGGUAUAAAGUGUGUACAUAUUAGAAUAUAUAUGUGUAUAUAAGAGCGAGAAAGUGUGUGUGUGUGUGUGUGUGUAUGUUGUUGCUGCCCGAGCCAUUGGAAAUGCUGGGGUGUCCAGCGAGGUUAUUUUUGGAUCAGUGACAGCGUGUCAAUGGCUGCAGAUGCGUCGCAAAGAAAGGCGCUGAGAUACCAACAGACCCUGCUGUACGGUGAGUACAGGGAGCAGCUGGGAAACUUUGCCAGGCGGGAAGCUGCCCGUCUGCUGACAGAGAGACAAUGGAGGAGACAGGCGGGCAACAACUCCAGCGGCCGAACGGGACACGGCCGGCGGCAUCAUCAUCAUCAGCACCCCGUGUCCCUGGAGUCGUAUCACAGCCAAGCCUCGUCCAGCAAGAAGCCUCGCCCCUACUCCAAAUGCCAAGACUGUUUUGCUCGUGCGCGUCGGUACAUAGUGACCAAGAUGGGGGAGGACUGGAUAUUUCUGGUUCUUCUGGGACUCACUAUGGCUCUGGUCAGCUGGAGUAUGGACUACGCCAGCGCCAAGAGCCUGCAAGCCUAUAAGUGGAUGCAUGGGGAGCUGAAAGGCAACGUGCUCCUCCAGUACUUGGCCUGGGUUACUUAUCCCAUGAUCCUCGUCAUGUUCGCCUCGCUCUUUUGUCACCUGGUUUCCCCGCAGGCCAUCGGUUCGGGCAUUCCUGAACUGAAAACCAUCCUGAGAGGUGUGGUGCUGAAGGAGUAUCUGACCCUUAAAGCCUUCGUAGCUAAAGUUGUCGGGUUGACCGCUGGCUUGGGCAGCGGGAUGCCAGUGGGCAAAGAGGGUCCAUUCGUCCACAUCGCCAGUAUCUGUGCCGCAGUGCUGAGUCAAUUCAUUUCCAUCUUUUCCGGAGCCUAUGAGAACCCUUAUGGUUACACAGACAUUCUGACUGUUGGCUGUGCCGUGGGGGUGGGAUGCUGUUUCGGCACUCCGCUUGGAGGGGUGUUGUUCAGUAUUGAGGUCACGUCUACCUACUUUGCGGUGAGGAAUUACUGGCGGGGAUAUUUUGCCGCCACGUUCAGCGCCUUCAUAUUCAGGGUGCUCUCUGUUUGGAACAAGGAUGCCGUCACAAUCACAGCUCUCUUCAAAACUAACUUCCGGAUGGAUUUCCCCUUCGACCUGCAGGAGCUGCCUGCAUUUGCAAUAAUAGGGAUCUCUUGUGGCUUCCUGGGAGCGUUCUUCGUCUAUCUGAACAGACAGGUGGUUCUCUUCAUGAGGAGGCCGACGGCACUCACACGCUUCCUAACCAAACAUCGAUUGAUCUAUCCAGGUGCAGUGACGCUGAUCAUCGCCACCUUGACGUUUCCACCAGGAUUUGGGCAGUUCAUGGCUGGGGAGCUGAUGCCCAGAGAGUGUAUCAACUCCCUCUUUGAUAAUUUCACCUGGACCAAAAUCUCGGGAUUAUCUGCUCCGCCCGGCCUGGGUCGCUCCUCUGCAUGGCUUCAUCCUCAUGUCAGCGUUUUUGUCAUCCUUCUACUCUUCUGCGUCAUGAAGUUCUGGAUGUCAGCACUUUCCACCACAAUGCCCAUCCCAUCUGGUGCCUUUAUGCCAGUGUUCAUACUAGGAGCUGCUUUCGGCCGCCUCGUGGGGGAGAUCAUGGCCACUCUUUUCCCAAAUGGGAUCCUGUUUGAUGGGAUAGUCUACCGCAUCCUGCCGGGGGGAUACGCCGUCAUUGGCGCGGCGGCAAUGACGGGAGCCGUCACGCACACGGUUUCCACUGCGGUAAUCUGCUUUGAGCUGACCGGUCAGAUCUCGCACAUCCUGCCGAUGAUGGUGGCUGUCAUCCUAGCGAACAUGGUGGCCCAGGGUCUGCAGCCUUCUCUCUACGACUCCAUCAUCCAGGUGAAGAAGCUGCCUUACCUACCUGAACUGGCCCUCGGGCACAUCAGCAAGUAUAACAUCUUUGUGGAGGACAUCAUGGUGCGCAAGGUUAAGUUCCUGUCUUCUCAAUCCACCUAUCGGGAACUGAACCAUCUGCUAGAGACCGCAAGCCUGAAAACCAUCCCCCUAGUGGACUCCAAAGAAUCCAUGAUUCUCCUGGGCUCCAUCGAGAGGACGGAGCUUCAAGCCGUCUUUGACUGGUGGCUCUCACCCGAGAGGCGAGUCUACGAAAGGGGUCCGAGCUCACCGGGCCAGGGCUCCAAAGUCAGCUGGGAGUCCUUCGCCUUUGUAGACGAGGACGGCGCAGACGAGAGUGCAGACAAGCAGACCGCGCCAGUACAGGAAGAAUCUAACGGGCCGAUCCCAUCUCCCGGACCCCAGGAGCCCUCAACCAACCACAGGGGUUCAGACAAGCGCAAGCUCCCAUCUGUCAGGUUGACCCUGCAGAGACUCUUCUCCACCACAUCUCUGUCGGGCCAGACUGAGGCUCAGGAGGCCACGCCGCCUCCGCUGACCGACACCAUGUCCCCAGAGGAGAUCAAAGCCUGGGAAGAGGAGGAGCUGGAUAAACCCAUUGAUAUGGAGCAGAUACGCAUCGACCCCUCCCCGUUUCAGCUGGUGGAAAGGACUUCUCUGCACAAGACCCACACUCUGUUCUCUCUGCUGGGUCUCAGUCAUGCCUAUGUCACUAGUAUUGGAAAGCUGGUGGGCGUCGUAGCACUAAAAGAGCUGCAGAAAGCUAUAGAGGGCUCAACCCGCAGCGGGGUGAGGCUUCGUCCCCCUCUGGCCAGCUUCAGAGGCACCAGCCGGAAAACCAAGAAGCACCAACCUCCCUCAUCCACCCCUUCCUCCCCCACACGGGACAAAGACCUGUGGGGGGAGGGCAGCAGGGUGGAGGGGGAGCUGGUGCGGAUGGAGUCCAAGGAGGAUUCCAGGGGAAAGGCGUCGUCUUCAAAGGGAGCUCCCGGGGGUGACGCGGCUCUCUCCUCCCCCAGCAGUGGAGAAGCUGACGGUGUUUCACAGGAGCCGGCGUCCCCGUCUACCUCCUCCCCCGCCCCGCCUCCACCUCCCGCCCCCCCUGUGUCGCCACCCAGCCCCGUCCUCACACUCUCCUCCCCGCAGGUGGACAGGGAGAGCGAGGAGUCAGAUGAGCCCUUAUAGACUGUGUUUAAGAGAGAGUACUCUCAUUUCACCCCCAGAGACGGAGCUUCUGUCUGGGUGGAGGAGUCGGACGGACACUCAGACAUUCAGCUCGCAGAGAGCCGGACGAGCUAAUGCACGUAACCCUCCUACAACCUGUAGUCCAGGAUUCUUUUUCUACUCCUAUGAUUUCCCUUUCAAAGUCUCUGGGGCCGCCCUGGUUGUUUUGAAGUGCGGACGAACAAACUUGUUUAGUCACACGUAUACCACGAAUGUCAAUCCAUAUUUUGGAAAUGUAGAAUGUAGCUCUGUCAUAAAUGAAGUGUCUGUUCAUUUCAUUCAGAGCCUUUAAUCAAACAUUAUCUGACAGCAAUGAAUUGUAUGAUCAUUUAUAUAUUGAUAAAUACUUAAUUAAUUUGACCAAGAGGUCAAAGACUUUUAAAGUUACUGAAAUUUAAAUUAUAACUUACAUUUCUGUAAUAUUAAUGGUAAAUUUUCAAAUAAUUAUUAUGAAUCUGUAAUUUUCAAAGAUAAUAAAUGUUAAAGUUGUCUACUAACUUAUUUUAAUCAUGUACAUUAAUAAAAAUGUCCAUUAGUAGAAAAACA